AUGGUGGACUAUUUUCUGCAGGCCCUAGAACCUAGUUAUUACGGCCAUAUGGUAUCAGCUAUAGGCAAGUCCUUCAAUGAAGUAGUGAAGAUGGGCAGUAUGGUGGAAGAAGGGCUCAAGUCAAACAAAAUCAUGAGCUAUUCGGCUAUUAAGGCAACUACCCAGGCCAUUCAGAGCGGAACUGGGGAAGUAAUCGAAAAGAAGAAGAAAGAGGAUGUGGCAACGAUUGAUUCAGGAGCUUGGCUAAGACAAUUGGAUAUGCUAAGGCCGAUCGAGUCAAAAUUGCCAAAUCCUCCCCGGAGAAAUCUUGAUUAUUCUAUAAGCUGCGAAUAUUGUUCUGGUGCUUCGGGACAUGACACGGAGAAAUGCUGGCAUUUGAAAAAUGCUAUCCAAGAGUUCAUUGAUACAAAUCGGAUUGAAGUCCAAGCUCCGGAGGCACCCAACAUCAACCAGAACCCGCUGCCAACCCAUCAAGAGACAAACAUGAUCGAGAUAGUGCAUAAAGAAGGGGAGACCAAAAAGCCUUCGCACCCCGUCAUGAUGAUCCGGUACAGUGAGGUUAAACCGGUUAAAAAAUCAACAAGUGAGAGAUCAAUGAUCAAGUUGAGCGGGACAAACAAUGAACCAUCUGCGGUAGUCAAGAAGGGGUCCUCAAGUGAUGUUGCAGCGAAACAAGAGAGGGCAAAAGUGGUUGUGCCAGGAGUGGCGAACAAGCCUGUCGUAAUUGUAGAGGGUGCCCGAAAAGAUCCUGUCAUUAUCAAGCCUGUAACCCAGUUACUGAUAGUCAACAGCAAGGCUAUCCCUUGGAAUUAUGAACGGGUGACAAUGACUUACAAAGGAAAAGAAGUUAAAGAAGAAGUCUAUGAGACCCAUGGAUUGACUCGUUCGGGGAGAUGCUUUGCCCCCGAGGAGUCAAGAAAAGCUAAAACCUCCAAAGAUAACCCAGUGCUAGUGAAGAAAACGGUAACUGAAGAAGAGGCAGAAGAGUUUUUGAGAAAGAUGAAGGUGCAAGACUAUUCCAUUGUGGAGCAGUUGAGAAAGACGCCUGCUCAGAUUUCACUGUUGUCAAUGUUAAUCCACUCAGACGAUCAUCGUCGGGCCUUGAUGAAAAUCCUAAACGAGGCUCACGUUCCCGACAAAAUCUCAGUGAACCAUUUGGAAAAUAUAGCCAACAAGAUAUUUGAGGGUACUGGGCACAAUAGAGCCCUCUAUCUUACGGUGAAAUGCGAAGAUUCUGUGGUUACCCGGGUAUUGGUCAAUAAUGGUUCCAGUGCAAACAUUUGCCCUCUCUCUACUCUGAACAAGUUGAAAGUGGAUGAUGAAAGGAUUCACAAGAACAGUAUCUGUGUUCGGGGGUUUGAUGGUGGAGGGAAAGAUUCAGUCGGUCGACCUUGGAUUCAUGUCGCCAAAGUAGUCCCGUCUACUCUGCACCAGAUGGUCAAGUUUGAAUGGGAUAGACAGGAAAUCGUUGUGCACGGCGAGGAUAAUUUGUGUGCUCCCAGUGAUGCCAUUGUUUCGUUCAUUGAGGUUGAAGACGACAAGGGGCCUUGGGUCUACCAGGUUUUUGACACAGUGUCGGUCUAG
Molecule: messenger RNA, 1584 nt
Organism: Nicotiana attenuata
Lineage: Eukaryota; Viridiplantae; Streptophyta; Magnoliopsida; Solanales; Solanaceae
Exons: 4
Coding region: 1-1584 (527 amino acids)
Source: RefSeq, a predicted model, not a curated record